Molecule: messenger RNA, 625 nt
Organism: Colletotrichum navitas
Lineage: Eukaryota; Fungi; Ascomycota; Sordariomycetes; Glomerellales; Glomerellaceae
Product: 30S ribosomal protein S13
Exons: 3
Coding region: 125-484 (119 amino acids)
Biological process (GO): translation
Cellular component (GO): ribosome; small ribosomal subunit; mitochondrion
Molecular function (GO): structural constituent of ribosome; RNA binding
Source: RefSeq, a predicted model, not a curated record
CCGACUCUCCGUGGCCGGGCUCUGUGAUUUCUGAGUUUCGCGAUUCCAGUAUUUGGUAGUCGAAGCAGACUGAGGUGACACAAUAAUCGAUCGUCUGGCUACAACAUAGCAGCAUACCGACAAGAUGGUUUUCAUUCUUGGAGUCAACUUUUCCGAGCAGAAGCUCGUGAAGAAGGCGCUGGAGUCUUUCUUUGCACUCGGGCCGACCACAUCGCACCGCAUCCUGGCCAAGUACUCGAUCCACCCGAUGGCCAAGGUCGGCACCCUGGCCCCCAAGACCGUCACGGCCCUGACGGCAGAGUUAUCGACGAUGACGAUAGAGAACGACGCGCGGAAAGUCGUACAGCAGAACGUCAUGAGACUAAAGGACAUGGGAAGCUACCGGGGGAGACGACACGCCAUGGGCCUGCCCGUCAGAGGUCAACGGACGAGGACCCAGAUCGAGUCAGCGAAGAAGCUUAACCGCGCGGAUAGAAGAUGGUGAGCGAGCGGCACGGCUGGUUAAGAGGGAGAGGAUGCAUGGCUUGGAGUUUUGAGAAGGGUCUCUUGCCUGAGAUCAUCGACUGUACAAGAUAGACGGGUGUGUGGAGCACCUAGGCAUGUAUGAAUAUGAUAUAACUAUACC